GGAGCGCUGGAACGGCUGUACCGAGGGCGGAAAUGCUCUCGGCGGAAGUGGUGGCUGCGCAAGUUGUGGGUGGAAUGACCGCGGGCCGGCUCCUUCGAAGGCUGUUGCGAGCACCUUCCAGCUCCAUGGCCCAGAGCCCGGUCGGUGGCGUGUGCCCCUUGAGGGGCCUGCACGCGGAGUGCGGGCCUCGAAGGCUCUCCAUCGAAGGAAAUAUUGCCAAAUCAGAAACAUCAAAAAGAUUGAAAAGGGAGAGUCCUGCUCCCUGCCUCAUGGUGUUAAAGAUGUUCUUUGGGAAACAUGCCUCUAAAGGAAGCUCUGUUCUCAGAGCCCAGAGAAGUACCAAAGUACUUCACACAAUAAGUACUUGGACAGGCCAUCAGGCCUUCACUGCCCAAAGUCUUGGAAACUUGCUGGAUAUGAUGUACCAGGAACCAGCACGAUGGUCCUACACAUUCCAGACAUUAUCUUUUAUGAGCCGCCUGAAAGUACAGCUGGAGCCCUUCCCUGAGAAACUGUUACAGGCCGAGAACGCAGUACAGAUCUUUGAGAGGUCCGUGUACAGUGACAGGUAAGACCCUGAGCCCUUCACUGGCCACAAGCCCCAUGCUCAGUGCUGCAUGUUUUCCCUUCUUGCUCCGCUGUGGUUAUUUACUUAUUUUUUUUUUUAAGAUUUUUAUUUGAGAGAGAGCGUGAGA
Molecule: messenger RNA, 695 nt
Organism: Leptonychotes weddellii (Weddell seal)
Lineage: Eukaryota; Metazoa; Chordata; Mammalia; Carnivora; Phocidae
Source: RefSeq, a predicted model, not a curated record